Messenger RNA from Linum tenue, 776 nucleotides. The record is from the annotation of a GenBank genome assembly. NCBI's taxonomy places the organism in Eukaryota, Viridiplantae, Streptophyta, Magnoliopsida, Malpighiales, Linaceae.
AUGCCUACAGUAAAUGUUGGAAAUGAUGCAGAGAGUGGAUCUUCGUUGUCUAGUUGGAAACAAGAUGUUGGUACUGAAGUACUAUGGGUUGAACAUGAUGGUAUAUGUGAGGAGUCGAACGAUGUACAACUACUGAGCAAAUCACACGAAGAUGUGGUGUCGACUUGCAAACCAGAAGACAGCGUGGAUGGAAAAACCAAUCGUUCCAUGUUGCCUCAUCGCUUGGAGUUUUGGCUUGAUUGGAGGUGGAAAGAAGAUCUAUCGGUGUGGAUGCGAACAGCAGCUCUACUGCCGACGUUUAGGAAACUGUAUGGAAGAAUCGAGGAGGAUCUGGAGGCGAACGAUCAGAUAGAAGUUGCAAUUCAGAACAACUAUAACUCGUAUGGUUAUGGAAGGAAGAAGAUGUUGAUCCUCUCCACGAACACUUGGAUCGAGGGAAUCAUUGGGGCUGUGUACCUCGCCGUUGGUGGAAUCUGCUUCUUCUUGGCCAUCACCUUCAUCCUUAUUUACUUGCUCAAAGUACAGGCCAUUAGGUGAUCCAUCUUACCAGUCUUGGAACAAAAAUCCAGGAGCAUCCACUGAUUGAAUGUUACCGAUUUUGGAAUCUAGUUAUUGUUUCGAAUUGAUUUGUCAUGAUGAUGAGAUUGAUUGAAUAGAACGAGAUUCAUUGAAUUCUUUAGAAAACUAAAUUAGGUUCUCUUGUUAGUGUUUACAAUCACUUUUGUGCAUUUUUCAUCAAAACAUUAUUCUUAUGCUUCAUCUCCAACCAUUCAGGC